Ectocarpus siliculosus is the source of this 1065-nucleotide messenger RNA. Lineage: Eukaryota; Phaeophyceae; Ectocarpales; Ectocarpaceae. The record is from the annotation of a GenBank genome assembly.
CAGCUUGGUACAGAUGCACAGAUGGGCAAAGCUUCUCGACGACAAGAUGGCCACCAAGCUGAGAAGGCGCCAUGCAAACCGAGCAACGCUGAAUCGGGUGAAAAAGAACCAAGGAAAGGUAGCUGGGUACCUUCCAUCACCUGGCUAUUUGUCCUCGCAGUGGCGCUGAUCUACCGCUUCGUCGACGAGCGACAGAUUUCCACACGAGAACUUCCGCUUCCAAGCGAUUUAUUUGUAGUGAGCUACCCCAAGAGCGGGAACUUUUGGGUGCGAUUUCUUCUCGCACACACGUGGCUCUACUCUCAGCCAGGCGAAUCCAACUGGCACCGAGAGAUAGACUUCAACUCCAUAGAGCGCACCAUCCCGGACCUGGAGUACGGCCCUAACCGCCGCGAUUACCAACUCCACGACAAGUUCCGCGCCUUCAAAAGUCACCAGCCGUUCGCCCCGAAAGCGGUUGCCGGUAAAUGCGCCGACACUGUGGGUACCAUGGACGACCACCAGUGCGCGUGCCCCAACUGCCCACCUAAGUGGCGCCGGAUUUUGCACCUCGUUCGAGAUGGGCGAGACGUAAUGUGCAGCUAUUACCACUUCCGUAUGGGCCUCAACAACUUGGAUCCUCCCGACAUGGGGUUUGAGGAAUUCUUGAAGGCAGACACAUAUCCUGGGUUCACCUGGGCUGAGCACGUCAACAGCUACCUGGACCUGAAGGGAAAUUCUUCCUACGACGUCCUCACGGUGAAAUACGAAGAUCUUCAUCGCGCGCCGCUGGAAACGCUGGUAGAGGUUUCUAAGUGGGCGGGUCUGGACCACAGCGAAAAGGUUCUCCAGCGGGCGAUUGUCCGGUCAAGUUUUAAAAGCAUGCGUAGAAAGGAGGAGGCACGCGGUCUGCUCAUUUUCGACGAAAAGUACCCCGACCGCGACAAGAGCUGGAGGAUGACGCGCAAAGGGGAGGCGGGUGGGUGGGAGGAGUGUUUUACUUCACCUGCUUCCAAGGACAUAUUUAACGAGCUGGCGUACGACACGCUGUUUGGCCUGGGAUACGUGCAAGACAAACGCUGGUAG